UUCCUAGUCCUCCUGGCCUAGCUCAGCAUCUCUAUCCAAUCCUUCCUUCCCCUUCUCUCUCCACCUCUCUCUUUCCUUCUCUCUCUCUCGAAGAUUUCUUGUCCUCGUCUGUGUGCUCCGGCUCGGCGUGGCCAAUCUCUCGGCGGACGCACCCACCCGCCGAUCCGCGCGUGAUCUUCCGUGAUUUUCGCUGGAUCUUGCUUAGCUAGCUGCGGGCGCGUGCAUGUCGACGGCGCUGGCGCCGGGGAUGGCGCGGGGGCACGGGUUCCGGGGCGCGGGGAAGGGGAAGCAGCGGCCGGAUUCGGAGGAGCCGGAGACGAAUCGGGGCGGCGGCCCCAACGGGUUCUUCGUCGAGGAGGAGGAGGGGGAGGAGGUUGGGAGGGAGGAGCUGCGGGAACUGGAGGAGGCGCUAUCGGAUGCGUCCUCGAUCGGGGCGGCCUCCUCGGAUAGCUCCUCGAUCGGGGAAGACUCCACGUCGGAGAAGGAGGAUGGGGAGGAGGAGGAGGUGGAGAGCGAGGCCAAGGCGCCGGUGGAUGAAGUGCUCGCUAUGGGGCUCGGGACCCUCGAGUCUCUCGAGGAUGCGCUGCCCAGCAAGAGGGGCCUCUCGAAUUUCUACGCCGGCAAGUCCAAAUCCUUCACGAGCCUGGCCGAGGCUGCGGCCAAGGCGGCCGCCAAGGAGAUCGCCAAGCCGGAGAACCCCUUCAACAAGCGCCGCCGCGUGCUGGCGGCAUGGUCGCGGCGGAGGGCCUCCUGCAGCUCGCUGGUCACCACAUACCUGCCGCCACUCCUCUCCCUCGACCACACUGUGGUGGAGGGGGACGAGGAGGAGGAGGAGGAGGAAGAACGCUCGGACGACGGCGACGACGAGGGUAACGGCAGCGGCAAUGGCAGGAGGGAGAAGGCCCCGGCGUCGCCCAGGUUCCCUCCGCGCAGCCUGCACAGCGCGUCCCAGAAGGCAAGCGUCAUGAGUAGGAACAUGAUCAAUCCAAACACGAGCUCAUUCCGAUCUCCAAGGUCAUUCUCCCUAUCAGAUCUGCAAAACGCUGGAUACAACUAGCUGAAACGUAGGCCGAGUUUAGGUUGGCGAGGUGCUGCUGCUGCUACUGUAUAAUCAAGAGGUCUCUACAUAUAAGAGAACAUUAAUUUGUUGUGUUUGUCUGUCCGUCUGUCUGUUGGCCUCUUCUUGAAUCACCUGAUACAAUAGCAUGACAUGGCAAUGGCAACACGAAGUGGCCGUUUCUGUCAGCAAAACUGAAAGUUCUUAACCAUGUUCUCAUCGUUUAAAGGAUAAUGAUGUUGA
Messenger RNA from Triticum dicoccoides, 1300 nucleotides. RefSeq lists its product as uncharacterized. The record is from RefSeq and is a predicted model, not a curated record. The coding region runs from base 224 to 1057 and encodes 277 amino acids. Lineage: Eukaryota; Viridiplantae; Streptophyta; Magnoliopsida; Poales; Poaceae. The transcript is spliced from 2 exons.